Molecule: messenger RNA, 1155 nt
Organism: Vicia faba (fava bean)
Lineage: Eukaryota; Viridiplantae; Streptophyta; Magnoliopsida; Fabales; Fabaceae
Source: the annotation of a GenBank genome assembly
AUGUGCCCAAACGAAACAAGCAUGAAAGGAGUUAAAUGUCCAAACGAAGCUUGCAACAAAGGAACCAUAUGCCCAAUUGAAAGCAGAGGUCUUGAAUAUUAUUUAACUGCUUCCGGUCUCAUCGUUAACCUCAUUCAGGCAACAUGCUUCGUGAUUCUGCGCCCACUUUCCAAGAAUUUUUACCGACGGAUCAAUAGGUUUGUGGCAGAAUUUCUUUGGUUGGAGCUUGUUUGGAUUGUUGAUUGGUGGGCUGGAGUCAAGAUUCAAGUAUUUACAGAGCCUGAAACAUUUCGUUUAAUGGGUAAAGAGCAUGCUCUUGUCAUAUCCAAUCACAAAAGUGAUAUUGAUUGGCUUGUUGGAUGGAUUAUUGCUCAGCGUUCAGGUUGUCUUGGUAGCACCCUUGCUGUGAUGAAGAAAUCAUCAAAGUUUUUGCCGGAUGAGAGCACAUUAAAGUCAGGCCUACAGGAACUUAGGGACUUCCCUCUUCCCUUUUGGUUGGCUCUCUUUGUAGAAGGAACUCGCUUUACACAGGCCAAACUAUCAGCCGUGCAGGAAUAUGCAGCCUCAACUGGAUUUCCUGUUCCCAGAAACGUUUUGAUUCUAAGAACUAAGGGGUUUAUUUCAGCAGUAAGUCACAUGCGCUCAUUUGUUCCGGCCGUUUAUGACGUAACAGUGGCAAUUCCUAAGAGUUCACCUUCUCCUACAAUGCUAAGACUCUUCCAGAGGCAACCUUCAGUGGUGCAUGUGCAUGUUAAGCGGCAUUUGAUGAAGGAGUUUCCGGAAGCAGAUGAAGAUGUUGCACAAUGGUGUCGAGACAUAUUUGUGGCUAAGGAUGAUUUGUUAGACAAACAUAUAGCUGAUGACAAAUUCAGCGAUCAUGAGCCGCGGGAUCUCGGUCGACCAAUAAAGUCUCUUCUGGGUGUUGCAUUUACAGUAUUUAGUUUGGCAAUUGUGACUGCACUCAUGCAGAUCAUGAUCAUGUUCACACAAUCUGAGCGUUCAAAUCCUGCCAAAGUUUCGCCUUCGAAGCCCAAAAGAAAGAAGAAUUGCUGCUCAGCCGCCCAUGCUUCCGCCCAUGCUGCCUCCAAUGCCGCUACCAAAGCCCUGAAUCAAACAACUUGUGGCCGACAAACCCAUCUUCCUCGACACCACUGA